GAUACUAUAUACAUAGAUGCAUUCGCUUUGAGCGUCAGUUUACCUUUGUUCCACAUUUAAAGAGCGGCGAAGACGGAUUGACGCUUUAAAGCGCAUAAGCGUUCCAAAGCGAACGCAUUCUGCAACAGAUGACUUACUGACUCGCUGUCAGCAGCUGUCAGUGAAUACGACAAGUUCAACUCUCAUCUAGGUCGGCAUUGUUGUGUGGUGUUACGGAUGUAUUGGAGAGAGUGGAAGAAACACGCAGUUUUAAUGUCCAGAACGGUAGUGAGUCAUCGCGUGGAAGUGUGAGAUAUCACAGAGCAGGGAACACGCUUCGCGAGAACAACGGCGACUACGAUAGGCAUCAUGGAAAUACUAGAUCCAAGUGUCUCCAGAGAUGAUCAACCUCUCUGUAUCAACGAUUCCUUGGAACGAGUUAAUACAUCCCAGACUCCAGUGGAUACAAGAUCAUGCGUAAAAGCACGUUAUACAUUGGGUUUUCUCGGUUUUCUUGGCUUUGCUCUUGUGUACGCUAUGAGAGUCAAUUUAUCAGUUGCUAUUGUCUCCAUGGUUAAUCAAACAGCAAUACCACAUACUGAAGACAAUGAUACUAGUGAUGUUUGUCCUAAAACUACGCCCGUAAAUGGAACUUUUAUACCGAGUGCGGGAGAAUUUGUUUGGGAUGAGAAGACUCAGGGUAUUAUAUUAGGUGCUUUUUUUCUUGGCUAUGUAACCACAAAUGUCCCUGGUGGUAGAAUGGCUGAAAAAAUGGGUGGAAAAUUAAUUUAUGGUCUGGGAGUGUUUCUGACUGCAGUUCUGACGGUGAUAAGUCCUUUUGCUGCUUAUUGGGGCUUGAUACCAUUCCUAGUUGUACGAGUUGCAGAGGGAUUUACCGAGGGAGUAACUUUUCCUGCGAUGCAUAGUAUGUUAGCGCAUUGGGUACCUCCCUUAGAGAGAAGUAAAUUUGCUGCUCUAGUAUACGCAGGUUCUAAUUUCGGGACUGUCAUCUCACUACCGGUUAGCGGUUGGCUAUGUUCUUUGGAGUUAUGGGGUGGUUGGCCGCUUGCAUUUUAUUUGUUCGGAAGUCUUGGUAUUGUAUGGUAUGCAUUCUGGUUGAUAUUUAUAUACGAUACUCCUGCAAAACAUGCAAGAAUCGAUCCUUCUGAAAAAGCGUAUAUCGAAGCUAGUGUUGAGAAAAAAGACGAGAAUGAUGAUCCGGAUGUACCUUGGCUGUCCGUCUUCACAUCUCUACCCAUAUGGGCAAUCACUAUUACACAAUGCGGACAAUCCUGGGCCUUCUAUACUCUUCUGACUGAACUGCCAACGUACAUGGACAAAAUAUUACAUCUGAACGUACAACAGAAUGCAUUUCUCUCGGCGUUGCCUUAUCUGAGCGCCUGGUUAGUGGGGCUUUGUAUCUCGAGCUUCGCGGACGCGCUUCUCGCUCGUCGUCUUAUUUCACCCUUAGCCUCCUUCAAACUUUGGAACACAGUAGCUUCAUUGGGGCCCAGUCUUAGUUUCCUCGGCGCUAUCUGGGCGGAAUGCGAUCGCAUGACCGUGAUGUUGAUGCUUGCUGGACUAGGCUCUCUUCAGGGUGCGGUAUAUGCCGGGAAUCAGAUGAAUCAUAUUGCGCUGGCGCCACGAUUUGCGGGUACUUUGUACGGAUUGACGAAUGCCGCGUCGAAUGCGUGCGGUUUCUUGGCACCAUUCGUUAUUGGCAGAAUAGUACAAGGACACGAAACUUUGGCACGUUGGCACACAGUUUUCUGGAUGGCAGCGGGAAUAAACAUAGCUACCAAUUGCUUUUACCUGAUGUUUGCAUCAGCUACUGAGCAACCAUGGAGCAAAGGUAGCAGUUGAUGACAAUGUCACAUUAGAGGUGUGAUAUUAAACGUGGAAAAUAAUAUAUUCUUUAACCGUGUUGCACACAGUACGUUUUAAUUCAGUUGAACUUUAUAUUUUGGUAAACAACAGACAUAGUGCUAAUCGUUUCUAAGAUAAUUCAAAUAUUCCGAAAACACUUUUUUUUUCUAAAUUAUUUAUCUAGUCUAAUUAUUUUUCAUUUUUUCCGUACAAUGACAAAUGAAUUAAAUGUAAAGACAAAUGGAUCUGGUAUUAUCAAUUUGUGAUACGUGAUACAUAAAAGCGCGAUACAUAAGCGGUGCUGUAUGGGUUCUGUUUUGGACGAUUGGAAUUGAUUAAUAUACACUGUUUUAUUUUCGUUUUAUCUUACAAAAUUUCAACGAUCCAGCUACACACUACAUCUGUGAUGUGUGAAAACCAAUUUGCAAUCCGAGACAAAUUUAGAUAUUGAUAAACAGCAGAGUGUUCCAUAUAACAUCAAAAGAUAAAAGAAUAUAAAACUAAAAUAUAUACAUAUAAAAUAUUACUAAUUAUGGAACACAUCUGAUGUAAAAUUGCAUUUACUUUUGUAUAUACAUUUAUAUAAAAUGUUCUAUUUAUUGCGAACAUUUGAACACACAUACUAAUACAAACAGCAGACCACAAUUGUAAUAUUUAAUGUAUCUCUUAUUUAAAAGUUGCUAAUUUUAUUUUAUUUUAUAUGUAAAAUUAUAUAAAUGAUUGUAAUAGAGAAAAACAAGUAUUUGGAAAUAUAAUGAUUAGUACAUACAAGAUGUAAAUGUUAUUACAAAAAAACAAUUAUAAAUUUUUUAUUUGUAUUAGUUUAGAAAGAUAUGUUGUUAUUUCUAAAUAUUUUAACAUUAAUUUAUUGUUAAAAAAAAAAACAAUUUAUAUAUAUAAUGCCGAAACAAAUUGGAUAGCUCUGUAAUAAAUAAAUAUUUGUUGAGAAACAAUUUGUUUAGAUUCUAUAUGAUGUAACUAAAACUUUUAGUUACAUCGUAUAGAAUGUUCACUCACACACACACAUGCAUAUACAUACAAAUCCUGAUAGUUAAUUACGUAAAGUAAUAUACAUUGGAACAAAUCUUAAAAACAACAAAAUCAUAGAACAAAUUUUGUAGAUAAAAAUAAGAGAUAUUCAUACAAUUCAAAUUUAAGUCGAACUUUAUCGAAACACAAGUAAGCAAAUAGAAAUGAUUAAUAUCGUAAUUUAUAUAUAUUACAACAAAAAUGUGGAAUAUUGCGUUUAUCAUAUACAUCUAAUCUAAAUGUUAAUAGUAUUACAAAAAUUUAUGUAACAAUAUAUAUAUAUGCAAAAUAUUGUUACUUUUUAGUAAUUUACAAUAAAU
This is a messenger RNA of Pseudomyrmex gracilis, 3194 nucleotides long. RefSeq names its product sialin (gene MFS10). Gene Ontology annotation, molecular function: transmembrane transporter activity. Bases 349 to 1842 code for a protein of 497 amino acids. Gene Ontology annotation, biological process: transmembrane transport; monoatomic anion transport. The record is from RefSeq and is a predicted model, not a curated record. NCBI's taxonomy places the organism in Eukaryota, Metazoa, Arthropoda, Insecta, Hymenoptera, Formicidae. The transcript is spliced from 7 exons.